AUGCAAAACUCAGGUGGCUUUGAUAUAUGUUUUCCUUCUGGUGAUAAAAAUUUGGAGUCAAACUGUAGUAUAGAAGAAGUGGAUGCUAUAGUUCCACCUAUUAUGAAUGUUACUCCAACAAUUGAUAAGGAGAAAGGAUUUACUGGUCUUCUGGAAUCACCUAAGGAGUUUCCUUCUUUAUCUGUGGAUAAAAUUAUUGAUGUGGGUGCAAGUGUGCAUGCUUUACAUUCAGUUGUGGAAAUUCCUUCUAGUGUAACAGCUGUAGAGCAAAUAACAGAACCAGUUGUAUCAACUGAGAUACUAACUGCUCAAGUCUUAUCAACAAUAAACACUGAAGUAACAAAUACAGAUGGCUGGAAGGAAGUAACUGGUACAAAUACAAAUUUCAGAAAAGUGGAUACUUCAAAUUCAGGUAAAGGUUUUGUCUCUCCAAGUAAAUUUCAAGCACUUAUUGAGGUAGCUGAAAAACAGGAUCAUAUUUUUUCUAAAGUGAUCAGCAAACCUGUUAAAGGUAAGAAUGUUAAAGGUGUUCCUAAUGUUAUAACUAGAAAACAAGCUAGUACUUCAGUCAAAUCAAAUGUUAAUAUGGAGGUACAAGUACUUCUCAAUCCUUCUUUAUUGUGGGUAGCUGAACCUAAAAUAAAAGUAUCUGGUGGUGGAAUUAAGAGUUUGAAUUUAGUUGGGAUGAGUAAAAUGAUCAUACACAAUUCUAGUGAUACUGCAAAGGGUAAUAUAUGGCUUUUUUGGAAUUCUUCUUUAUCUAAACCAGUAGUGAUUUCAUCUUCAAGUCAAGCUAUUACUGUUAAAGUGGGUGAUGUUAUGGUUACUGUGAUUCAUGCAGCAAGCAUUACUGCAGACAAAAUAGUUUUAUGGGAAGAGAUGAUAGAAAUUAGUCAAAUGAACUAUCCAUGGAUGAUAAUUAGGGAUUUUAAUGUUGUGCUGAGUUAUGAUGAAAAAGUUGAAGGAAGAAGACCACUCAGAGUAUCAAUGCAGGAUUUUAGAGACUGUCUAGAGUCUUGCAAUUUAAUUCAAUCCACAAGAACUGGAAUCAAAUAUUCUUGGUGCAAUAAUAGAGUUGGUAAAAAGAGAAUUUUGUGUGAUCUUUAUAAAGCAUUCUAUAACCUUAAAUGGUUGGAAAAAUAUGAUGGUUGGUCAUACAAAGUAUGUGUAAAAGGAACAUCAGAUCAUGGUCCCCUAUUUGGUUCUAUUGUGAAUACUUGUAGGCCUGUGAAUGCCCCUUUUAGGUAUCAACAUAUUUGGACUUCUCAUCUUGGUUUUAUUGAAGUGAUAAAAAAUGCAUGGAAUGAAGCAAGUUCAGAUGCAGAUCCUGAAAAUGUUGAGCUAUUAAACAAACUGGUAACAGCAAGGGGGAGACAUGAAAUUGCUUCUCAACAAUAUAAUGAAUUAAUGAGGGCCAAGUCAAGAGUGAAAUGGAUAAAGGAGGGUGGUGCAAAUACAACUUUUUUUCAUGCAACUAUUAAAUUAAGGCAAUCUCAAAACAAUAUUACUGAACUGGAAAGCACUGAAGGCAAUGUGGUAUGUGAACAAUCUCAAAUUGUAGAUAUUUUGGUUGAUAAUUAUACAAAGAAAUUUGAAUAUCAGAAUAUUACAAUUCAAGAAGAGAUUUUGGAUGUAGUUCCUAAAGUUCUAAAUGAUGAAGAUAACAACUUCCUUGAUACUGUUCCCACUGCAAUGGAAAUAAAAGAAGCAGUUUUUAACAUGAAUGCAAAUAUUGCUCCAGGGCCAGAUGGAUUUCCUGGCUGUUUCUACAAGUUUGCAUGGGACAUUAUUGGUGCAGAGUUAAUUGAAGCAUUACGAUUCUGUUGGACUCACAUAUUUAUACCUAAAGGUGCAUUUAUUAAAGGGAGGAAUAUUCAUGAUAAAAUUGUGUUAGCUUCUGAAAUGAUUAAUGAACUCAAUAUUAAGAGGAGAGGUGGAAAUGUUGGGCUUAAACUGGAUAUAACUCAAGCAUAUGAUUCAUUGAGUUGGGAAUUUUUGUUUGAAGUACUUAGAAGAUUUGGAUUUUCUGAAAUUGGUAUUAGUUGGCUCAGGAAAAUAUUUGAAUCUGCAAAGAUCUCUGUACUUGUCAAUGGUGGUCCAUUUGGUUUUUUUGGUGUUGGAAGGGGUUUUAGACAAGGUGAUCCAUUGUCACCCAUUUUAUUCAUUCUUGCAGAGGAAGUGCUUCGCAGAAAUAUAUCAAAAAUGGUGCAGGAGGGUAAGAUACAAGCAAUGGUGACUAGAGGUAAUUUUCAACCUUCACACUUAAUGUUUGCUGAUGAUAUUUUCAUUUUCUGCAAUGGCCACAAAAAAUCAUUGGAUAACUUAAUGAAUUUAUUGAGUAAAUAUCAAAAUUCAUCUGGGAAAGUGGUGAAUAGAAACAAAAGUAAAUGUUUUGUUGGUGGAGUUUCACAUGCAAUAAGAAUUGAAAUAGCUGAAUACCUGCAAAUGGGAUUAUCUGAGCUGCCUGAUAAUUACUUGGGGGUCAUUUUAAAUCCUGGCAGAGUAAAAUCAUAUCAAGUUUGGGAGAUGGUAGAAUUAAUGGAGAAGAUGUUAGCUGGUUGGAUGGUCAAAAAGCUAGUUACUAUGAAAUGGGAUCAAGUUAAUGCUCCAAUAAUGGAAGGUGGUUUGGGUUUAAGGAGAUUGGAGGUGAUGAAUAAAGCUUUGUUAAUGAAACUUUUGUGUAAAAUUGAAACAAAGGAGGUGGAGUGGACUCAGUUCAUGAGAAAUAAAUACAAGAUUAAAAAUAAUGAAUGGAUAUCAUCUUACAGACAAUCAUCAAUUUGGCAAGGAAUUAAAUGA
This is a messenger RNA of Papaver somniferum (opium poppy), 2799 nucleotides long. RefSeq lists its product as uncharacterized. Bases 1 to 2799 code for a protein of 932 amino acids. The record is from RefSeq and is a predicted model, not a curated record. NCBI's taxonomy places the organism in Eukaryota, Viridiplantae, Streptophyta, Magnoliopsida, Ranunculales, Papaveraceae. The transcript is spliced from 5 exons.